Messenger RNA from Zasmidium cellare ATCC 36951, 1737 nucleotides. RefSeq names its product glycoside hydrolase family 13 protein. The record is from RefSeq and is a predicted model, not a curated record. Lineage: Eukaryota; Fungi; Ascomycota; Dothideomycetes; Mycosphaerellales; Mycosphaerellaceae. The coding region runs from base 1 to 1737 and encodes 578 amino acids. Gene Ontology annotation, molecular function: alpha-amylase activity. Gene Ontology annotation, biological process: oligosaccharide catabolic process. The transcript has a single exon.
AUGCGUUGGUUUUUGCUUUUUGUUACAAUCGCCGCUGCUACUCAGCUUCGCCAGCCCAAAGCUUGGUGGAAGGAAGGUGUAGUGUACCAAGUGUACCCAGCCAGCUUCAAGGAAAGUCGAUCCGCUGAAGAUGCAAUAGGAUGGGGAGACAUUAACGGUAUCUUCGAGAAUCUCGACCAUAUCCAAAUGCUCGGAGCGGACAUCAUCUGGCUGUCACCAUUCUAUGACUCUCCCUUAUUCGACUUGGGAUACGACAUCAGCAAUUAUACUUCUGUGAAUGCAAAGUUUGGCGGAAGCUUAAAGGACAUCAAGAAGUUCAUCCAUGAAGUGCAUAAGAGAGGAAUGAGGUGCAUCUUCGAUCUUGUCAUAAACCACACCAGCGAUGACCAUCCGUGGUUCAAAGAGUCCAAGAGCUCCGUGACGAGUCCAAAGCGGGACUGGUACUUCUGGAGACAGCCGCAAUACAAGAACGGCACGAGAUAUCCUCCGAACAACUGGGUGGGAUACAACGGAGAAAGUGCGUGGGUCUGGGAUAAGCACACCGGCGAAUACUAUUUGGGAAUCUUCAGCCCCUACCAGGUCGAUCUCAAUUGGGACAACCCAGAUGUCCGCGAGGCCGUCUACCAAGAUGCACUGAGGAUCUGGUUAGACAUGGGCAUCGACGGCUUCCGAAUCGAUGUCAUCUCGUACUACAGCAAGACUCCUGGCCUACCAAACGUGCCUGCGAACGACGACGGAUUCUAUUCUGGAGCGCAAUUCUACGUGAACGGCCCCAACGAGCACAAGUACCUGCAGGAGAUGAACCAAAAGGUGCUUUCUCACUAUGACGCAUUUACUGUCGGAGAAUACGCCAACGCCACGACCAAUAUGACCAUCAUGCAAGAGUAUGUCGGUGCUCAUCGGCGAGAGAUAGACACGAUCUUCUAUUUCAACAUGGUCGGGAUAGGAAGGAGCGGCUAUGAGCCAAUACCGUGGAAUUUGUCUACGUGGCGAGACACGCUCGUUUUCAACGAUGCCAUCAGGAGCUCGGGGAGAGGGGAUGGUUGGAACACGGUCUUCCUGGAGAACCACGAUACCCCUCGGUCGGUCAGCAUAUUUGGUGAUGAUAGCCCUGAGUAUAGGGUGCAAAGUGCGAAGCUGCUGAGCAUGCUGCUGUCUACACUCUCCGGAACUCUUUUCCUAUUCCAGGGACAGGAGCUCGGCAUGAUCAAUGUACCGUCGACCUGGAACAUCUCCGACUAUCAGGAUUACUUAUCGCAGAGUUACUACGACGGGGUGAAAACUGCUGGCGGGAAUACAUCCCAGGCACUUUCGAACGUGCAAAAGCUCGCUCGAGACAACGCGCGGAUGCCGUUCAAUUGGAACAGCACUUAUGGCUUCUCGGCGAACAAAACGGCAUGGUUGCCCCAAGUCCACCCUGAGAUCAACCUCGCCGAUCAAAUGACGGAUAGCGAUAGUGUGUACAACUUUUGGAGAAGCAUGCUCGACCUCAGGAAAUAUAACAAGGACCUGUUCGUCUAUGGCGAUCUUGAGUUUGUGGACAAUGAGAGCGAGACGUUCAUGGUGUACAGGAAGACGGCAGGCUGUGAAUGCGUGUUGGUCGUUUUGAAUUUCUCCGAUCAAGUCGACCGAUGUCCAGUUGCAAUCCCCAAAGGCGCGAGAUUGCUUGCGGGGACACAUAGGAAGACGUUGGGCAAGCACUUUGAGGCUUUCGAGGGCCGUGUCUAUAGGUACUAA